This is a messenger RNA of Bursaphelenchus okinawaensis, 4733 nucleotides long. The record is from the annotation of a GenBank genome assembly. Lineage: Eukaryota; Metazoa; Nematoda; Chromadorea; Rhabditida; Aphelenchoididae.
AUGAGGCAGCGUCUUACAACGAUGCGGCCUUUUGUCGUUUUACUGUUUAUUGCUGUUUCGGCACGACCGUUCAUUAUCAACAACAAGGAGCUUCGAAAUGAUGGAGUUAAAGGUAAGGUUUAAAUUUAAAAUUGUUAAAGUUAAUAUAGUAGUUUCUUGUAUUUGUAUUUUUAUUUAAAAUAUACAACACAAAUUCAUAAUUUAAACAGUUGAAAAUAACCAAGUUUUUUAGUAUUCACAGUAUCAAGUGAAAUCAAAGGAUACAACUGUCGUUGUGCGUGCAAUUGUGCUGCUGAAGGCAUAACAUUAUCAAAACCAUUACCUCUACCUCCAUCACCUUACCCUAACGCACCAAAACGUGAGUUUCGUUUUGAAAUACAACAAGAUCAAAUAAUUUAAAAAAUGAUUUAAAAAAAACGUAAAAUUUUUUAAAAAUUUAAUUUCAAAGUACUUAAUUUCUUUCAGAAUUCCACAUCCAAAAACAUAUCAAACAAAACGACUGUAACUGUCAAUGCAGUUGUGCUCACACUGAGCUAACUGAACCAUCAAAAACAAUACAUAUUGGUCACGAUGAUCAUGACGUUCAUACAGAAGUAACCCAGAAGAUCAUUGAAGAACUGAAAACAACGCUGUCACUGCCAACAAUAACUACUCCACUACCGCAAAGUAAUUAUACAUUUUUGAAGAAGAAUAGGUUUGGUAACAGUCAUAGUACUGAAAGCAGUACGAGACGUCUUGGACAAGAGAUUAAUAUUGAAACACCUUUGACUGUUGUCAUCCCUGAAAGAUUUACAAAACCUUCCAGAAUAUAUGUUAUUGGUAAAAAUGAUAGUACUACGCAAAAUACAAGUCCUGUGUUACCUACAACCUCAGAGACAAGCACAGUACGUCAAGAGAUUGUUGUACUAAAGACUACAGAAGCUUCAAAGCCAGUAGUAUCAGAUGCUGGUGAGAAAAUGACAAUGGUAUUUGAAAAAGUUUCACAAAAACCAGUAGUUGAUGAUUCUGCAUCAACCACAUUGCCUUCAGUAUCACAAAAAACAUCCACAUCGACUGCAAAAAUUAGUGUUACAGAAUCAGAUGGAACUUCAAGAGCUUUAAAUUCAGAAACCGCUUCCAAGACUUCUACAAUCUCAAAGUCGACCACCCAAGCCUUCCUAGCUACAGAACCUACUACAAUAAACACCGUUGACGGUCGGUCAACAGAGUCUACUACUACUACUAAAAACAACGUUGAGAGUUCGACAACAACUGAAACAAGUGUUGAUGUUAAAAAUGAUGGUUUUACUACAUCAAGUGCGCCAAAAACUAAAUCUUCAUGGACUAUUUCAAGUUCUGUUGAACUGCCUAUUGUAGAAUCUACAACAUCCACGGUGAGCUCAACGUCUUCUAAACCAUUAGAAAACACAAGUACUCCGAAAAAAACCAAAACUUUAACAACGUUGUAUACAGAAGCCACAACCACAGCAACAACGUCCACAGAAUCAGAAACUUCAACCGAAUCGUCAACAGAAUCUAUAACUUCAACAGAAUCCGCAUCUAAUGAAGAUGUCACUACCAAAGACUCAAACACGUCAGGCCUUGAAAUUGUUUCAACUACUAUAACAAGCAAUGAAGACGGAAUAGAAAGCUCAAUUCUAACUCCAGAAGAACUAGAAAAUGUCAAGAAUAUACCUUCUCAAGCUAAUGAAGAUGGCGAUAUUAACACGAUACAUGAAGAAACUACCGCAAUAUCGGCUUCUGAAGAAAGAAAAGACUUUUCUGUUCAAUCUACAGAAAAUUCAAGUACAUCGUCAUCUACCGAAUCAGGUACAUUAUCAUCUACCGAAUCAAGUACAUCAUCUCCCACUGAUUCAAACACUUUACCGUCUUCUGAAACGACGAAAACUCAAACAGAUGUUAAAGAUACAACUGAAAACAAUAUGAAUAAAUUAAAAAGAAUCUUGGGAAAACUUCAAGACAAAUUGGAAACAAUGAAAAAAGCAAAAGAAGAAGAAGAGAAUGAAAAAGACGACAAAACAACCGAAAUUGAAGACAAUGUUGACUCUGAACAUACCACUAAAUCAGUAGAAAUCACGCCGCAAGAACAAUACAAACAAAAGGUACGAGAAUUAGUACGACGCUUAGAAGCUGAAUUAGAAAGAAUGAAAGCCAAGAAAGCUCAAGACGAUAGAGAUAAUGCUUCUGAAGUUGCUCCUGAAUCUGUACAACCUUUAACUACCGCAGCACAACCAGCAACUACAAACUCUUUAGUCAGUUUAAGUCCAGAAGAGACUCCUGUAAGUCAAAAAGAAGGUAAUACUCUGAGUGAAACAGUAGAAGAAUUAGUACCAACGACAACCCCAGAAGUUUUGACCAAAACAAAAAAUACUACAAAUGUACCAAUUACAGAAGUUCCAAAGACAGCCUUAAGUACAAAAGAUACUGAAAGCGUUAACCCCACAGGUACAGAAAAAGUGACAACAUUAGAAACAGUUUUGUCAUCUUCAAAAGGAUCCGCUUUUAAGACGGAAACUGAUUCAUCAGCAGACGACCUUGCUUCAGAAUCAGUAAAAGAAAAUAACGAUGUGACAACUUUGUCAACUUCAUUAAUAGAUGAUGCUACAGUAACUACAGAAUCUUUAAAACAACUUAAAAAUAGUCCACAGAACAGUACAGUACGCGACAGUGUUGUUACUGAAGCUACAACUCUUGCAACUACAUUGGCAGCUAACUCGGAUAGUGCUUUUUCAGAAGAUACGACUACAGUAAAGCAAGAAACUACAGCACCACAGAAACAAGAAAGUACAGCCGUCAUUAACCACGAUACAACAGUAAAACAACAUAUUCCAACUAUAGUCGGAUCUACGCUGUCUACACUGCCUGACACAUCAAUUACUCUAAUAUCGUCAAGUACUCCGUUUUUAACGUCAGUCAAAGAAGAAAAUACAUUGACAUCUACUGCUGAGUCCUCCACGUCUACUACUGUCUCUUUAACAUCCACAACUGUAGCAGCAACAUCUACUGCUCAAUCUUCACCACCAACAUCUAUACAAAACGUAUCAGAAACAGAAGUUGACGUUCUCAAUACAACUGUUGCACAUUCGAAUUCUAAAAAUGAAACUGCUAUUGCUAACCCAAUUACCCUGCCGAACAAAUUAGCAAAUAAUAUCCGCACUACAGAAACUACAGUGUCUCCAACAAAAUCUGUUGUUUCUACUUCUAUUACCCAACCUUCGAAGCCUACUACAGAUGAUCGUGCAAAGAAUGCUACUUCUACAGAAUCUUCGUCUAAACCUAAACUUUUGGAAUCAUCUACAACAGAACCAUUAGGAACUACAGCUUCAAUUGACCCAAAAGAUAUUCCAGAACGUGAAACAACAGAAUCUACAAUUGUUACAUUAUUAACAACGGCCCACCGCACCAAGCCUACAACAACAUUUAUUCCAGAAAAAGAAACGGCCGCUCCAACUAAACCAAAACCAACGUCUACUACUACAACAACUACUACUGUUUCGUACACUACCACAACAACUACGGAAGCACCAGUCACAAAAAACAUUGGUUUUGACGAAAUGGGACCAGCUUUUGUUGUAGUUGACGUUUCUAAAGAAGUCAGCGACAAAAUAAGUAGUACCACGCAAAUCAUUGAAGCAACUUCACUGACCGCUACGUCUGAAGCUUCUUUACAAGACAGCAAUGGUACUAAAAACGACCAUACUACAGGGUCGUCUACGGUGAAAACUGCCGUGAAUCCUAAUGAAAAGCCUACACAAUUUAAAACCGUAACUGAAGAUUUGCCAAUUUUAACAGCUUCUAAAUCUGAAACCACAACAAUAAGAGACAAUGAAGAUUCAAAUGACUUUGUAAAUUCAGAGUUACCUACUGAAGAUUCAGUGUCUUCAACUAACAUGCACUUAACUACAGAAUCCUCUUUUAUUUCUGAAUCAACAGCACCGUUGUCUGCAAAUUUAGAAUCAACAUCACCGUCUUCGAAAGAUUUAGAAUCAACAGCACCGUCGUCAGCUAAUACAGAAUCGUCAAAACCUAACAAAAACGAUUUUGCAUUUGCCAUUGACAACACAAAUCAAGCUGUUGACAAAUCCGAAACAUUGCCGCAGCCUCCACCCUUCUUCCCUGACGGCUUACCUGGCAUUGCAAAGAUUCCCAAGAACGCCGAUGAAAACACUUUGAUGGAACGCCACAAAGAAGCCAGACGAUGGAGAGAGAAGCUUGAAUUGGAAAAACUUCACGAAAACAUCGAAGGCCAAGUCAAAUUCCAAAACAAGGCCGAGCGCCGCAGACUGAUUGAGAACAAACUGGAUCAGUUGGCACGGCUUGAACGAUACUAUUAUGAACGUUUAGAACAGUACAAACUAGCACAACGGGCUAGAGCUAAUGCUGUAGAAGAAGCUCCAAGUAAGUUUGAUUAUCUAAUCACAAGACACUUUAAAUUUUGCUUAAGCUUAUUUUGUUAAGCCCAAGUCGAACUGUAGAUAUCAGUACUAAACGUUUUUUCAGUCGCCAAACCAAUUGUCACUAUAACAUCGCCCACAACUACCACAGAACUGCAAACAACUUUCAAUCCCUCGUUACCAGCCCAUUGUCGACCGGUCGUUAAGUUCAUUUCCACCUUCAAAAUUUCAGACCCACACGAAUGGCUGAAAGAAAACUGCGUCUUUGUGAAGGAAUACUUCCCCGGAGCAUCGUGCUCGCAAAUCGAAGAUCUCCUGUCUGUAUGCUUCAUUGCUUAA